Messenger RNA from Silurus meridionalis, 2458 nucleotides. Its product is annotated as tripartite motif-containing protein 16-like. Gene Ontology annotation, molecular function: zinc ion binding; protein binding. Bases 268 to 2037 code for a protein of 589 amino acids. The transcript is spliced from 7 exons. The record is from RefSeq and is a predicted model, not a curated record. Lineage: Eukaryota; Metazoa; Chordata; Actinopteri; Siluriformes; Siluridae.
CUCACAGAUCUGCAAAAACAAGUCAAGGAAAUCUUUGAGGCGGAAUUCAACAAAAUCCAUCCACAAGAACACUGCAACUCUCCUUUUGUCAUUCCAUUUCCUCAUGCACUUCUUACAAUGGGAUGGAUUCUUAUCUUUCCAAACAAUCUUUGCACAAAUACAAUGACAAGUGCUGAAAGAUUUCUGGAUGUUCAUCACAAAUGUAAGGCUUGAGGGAACAAACUGACACAAAGAAAUAAUCUAUUUCCUUUAGACUAAAGGUUCUCCAUGUAUUUCACCCCCACUGUCAGUCACACUGAACAGGAUGUUCUUUUAAGAGAAAGUGAAACUGAAAGCUCUCUGCAUCUCUCGGUGUGUCAGUGUAAGAAAAUGGCAGACGGCUGGUUUUCAGAACAGGAUCAGUUCAGCUGUGCUAUAUGUCUGGAUCUCCUGAAGGAUCCAGUGACUCUCCAUUGUGGCCACAGUUACUGUAAGGUGUGUAUUAAUGGCUUUUGGAAUGAGGAAGACGUGAAGGGCGUGUACAGCUGCCCUCAGUGUAGAGAGACGUUCACUCCGAGGCCUGUUCUACGUAGGAACAACAUGCUGGCUGAAAUGCUAAAGAUACUAAAGAAGACUGAACCCCAAGCUGCUCCUCCUGCUCACUGUUAUGCUGGACCUGGAGAUGUAGACUGUGAUUCCUGCACUGGCAGGAAACUCAAAGCUGUCAAAUCCUGUCUGGUGUGUCUGGCCUCGUAUUGUGAAGAUCAUCUUAAACCUCACUAUCAGUCUCAGGCUUUUAAGAAGCACAGGUUAGUUGAAGCCUGUGUAGAUCUCCAAAAGAGGAUCUGCGGUGAGCACAACAUACUGAUCGAGAUCUACUGCCGUACUGACCAAAGCUUCAUCUGUUACUGGUGUACGACAGAUAAACACAGUGGUCAUGAUACAGUUGCAGCAAAAGCAGAACGAAUUGAAAAACAGAAUGAGUUGAAGGAGGAGCAGAUGAAAUCCCAUCAAAGGAUCCAAGAGAAGCAGAAGAAAAUGGAGGAGCUGAAACAGACAGUGGAGAGUAUUAAGACGCGUGCCCAAGCAGCAGUAGAUGAUAAUGAGAUUAUCUUCACUGAACUGAUUAGCUCCAUGGAGAAAAGGCGCACGGAGGUGACGGAGAUGAUCAGAGCUCAGGAGAAAACUGAACUGAGUCGGGCUGAAUCGCUCCUGAAACAUGUGGAGCAGGAGAUCGCUGAUCUUCAGAGGAGAGUCAGUGAGCUUGAGCAGCUUUCACACACACCUGAUCACAUCCACUUCCUCCAGGGUUUCCAGUCUCUCUGUGUUUCUCCUGGAUGUGACGACUCACCCAGCUUCACCAUCAAUCAACAUCUCUCAUUCAAUAGAGUGAAGAAAUUUGUCUUAGAUCUGAAAAAGCAAGUUGAGGCCAUCUGCCAGGAGGAAUUCAACAAAAUCUCUCCACAAGCUUCAGCAGUUCAGAUGAUUUUACCCUCAGAACUGAAGAGCAGAGAAGAUUUUCUGCAGUAUUUCUGUUAUCUGACUCUGGAACCCAACACCCUACAUUACCGACUCAUUCUCUCUGAGAACAACAGAGCGGUGCAUUGGAGUGAUACAAAACAACGAUAUUUUGAGCAUCCUGAGAGGUUUGACUACUGGGUCCAGGUGUUGUGUAGGGAGAGUGUGUGUGGACGCUGUUACUGGGAGGUGGAGUGGAACAGUAAGAGCUGGGUCUACAUAUCAGUCUCAUAUAAAAAUAUCAGCAGGAAAGGAGGAGGUUAUGAGUGUGGCUUUGGAUGCAACAGUCAGUCCUGGAGUCUGGUGUGUUCCUCUUCCUCGGUCUCUUUCUGGCAUGACUACUACGAGACUGUGCUUCCAGGUCCAGCGUCCCCCAGAAUAGGAGUGUAUGUGGAUCACAGUGCAGGAACUCUGUCCUUCUACAGCGUCUCUGAUACGAUGAGCCUCCUCCACAGAGUCCACACCACAUUCACUCAGCCGCUAUACGCUGGAUUCUGGAUUGGUUCCCACUCAGCUUUGAGACUGUGUGAUCGAAAAUGAAAUGUUUGUAAAAUGUUUUAUAAAUUUAAAUGAAAUGUGACCCAGCAGAAUAUUUAACUACAUACAUGUUUUGAGAUUUAUUAUACUCCCAAUGUACAAGAUUAUAAGAAAAAUCUUUGGCUUUGAGAAAGUGGUAGCUCAGAUCUUAAGAUGUUAGCCCUCUGAGUAGAAGGUUGUGAGUUCAAAUCCCAUCACCACUAAUCUACCACUUCUAGGCCCUAAGUGAUUAAAUAAAAUAAUUGUAAGGUACUUUGGAUGAGGUUGUCUGAAAAAUGACUUUGUUCUGUAUUAAAUGUCAUUUGAUGUUGUGUUCAUGAGGAGGGAAGGUUGUAAAUGGUAGAAUGGAAACUGUUAUGGAUGUUCUAGUAUUGCUUUUCAUUCUGCAUUCCGUAUACAUGUUCUGUGGUGUGUUAACCAUAUG